Exophiala dermatitidis NIH/UT8656 is the source of this 2421-nucleotide messenger RNA. Its product is annotated as chitin synthase. The transcript is spliced from 3 exons. Gene Ontology annotation, cellular component: cell periphery; cell septum. Gene Ontology annotation, molecular function: chitin synthase activity. Bases 1 to 2421 code for a protein of 806 amino acids. The record is from RefSeq and is a predicted model, not a curated record. NCBI's taxonomy places the organism in Eukaryota, Fungi, Ascomycota, Eurotiomycetes, Chaetothyriales, Herpotrichiellaceae.
AUGUCGCAGUCCUAUGUGACAGGGCCUUGGUCAACACCUGACAUUGUUUGCGCUGCGGUCAUCGGUCCUCUGGUAGCAGCGGCAUUCCUCGAAUCAGUGCUAUGGGUGGCAGCAUUCUGCUAUUGCCUUGUAAAGGCUUAUCAAAAGGCAGAUCAUUGGUCAUCCAAGGCCCUGGCUGCUUUCAUGAUCGUGAUAUUCGUUUCUAUCAGGGGAAUAUUCCUACCAAUAAUGCUCGUAACGCUACCACUGCCGAGUCGGAUAGUGCAAUACUUCCCCCAUGAAGUGGUUGCUGUGCUCCAAAAGUUUGCCUUCUACAGCUUCGCCGCUAUGCUGAUUGUCCCUUGGCUGUUUUGCGUUUACCGCAUUGUUAUAAUCCCGCUGGGGCGCAAAAGGUUGAUCAAUCAUCCGCUUGACGAGCGAAGUGCUCCUAAGGUUGUGGUGGUCAUGCCGGUCUACAAGGAGCCGCCGGAUACGUUGUGGGCGGCAUUGAACUCGGUUGUUCGCUGCGACUAUCCUCCUGCUUGCAUACAUGUCUUUCUCUCUUUUGAUGGAGACAGCAUUGACGAAUUAUACCUGAAAACCAUUGACCGCUUGGGCAUUCCUAUCACACUCAAGGACUUUCCAAAAUCCAUCGACGUUGCGUUUCAGGGUUCACGGGUCACUGUGUCUCGAUUUCCUCAUGGUGGCAAACGACAUUGUCAGAAGGCGACCUUUCGUCUCAUUGACAAGAUAUACAAGCGGUACCUCCAACGUAAAGAUGAUCUGUUCAUUUUGUUCAUCGAUUCCGAUUGCGUCCUGGAUCCGGUCUGUAUCCAAAAUUUUAUGUACGACAUGGAGUUGGGACCCGGCAACAAACAUAACAUGUUGGCCAUGACCGGGAUCAUCACCUCGUGCACGAAGAAGAAUUCUUUUCUGACACUGAUGCAAGACAUGGAAUAUGUCCACGGUCAGCUGUUUGAACGUUCCGUCGAGUCGGGGUGCGGUGCAGUCACUUGCCUCCCCGGAGCGCUGACAUUAUUGCGGUUUCCUGCCUUCCGAAACAUGGCCAAAUUCUACUUCUCUGACCGUGCAGAGGAGUGCGAAGAUUUGUUCGACUAUGCAAAAACGCAUCUAGGGGAGGACCGCUGGCUGACGCAUCUGUUCAUGCUCGGGGCCAAGGAGCGAUAUCAAAUUCAACUCAGUACCAGUGCCUUUUGCAAGACCGAGGCGGUACAGACAUUCCGAUCCCUCCUCAAACAACGACGCCGCUGGUUUCUUGGGUUUAUCACCAAUGAAGUGUGCAUGAUGACGGAUGCACGGCUGUGGAGGAAGUACCCGAUGCUUUGCCUUCUUCGCUUCAUGACAAUCACGAUCCGCACCACCGCUUUGUUGUUUCUUGUCACAGUACUUGCGGUUGCCACGACCUCAAGCCGUGUGGAACGAUUGCCAUGGGAGUUCAUGUGUAUCUCUUGCGGAUUGAACUGGUUUUUGAUGCUCUACUUUGCUGUCAAGUUGCACCGUUGGAAGGCAGUCUUGUACCCGAUCAUGUUUAUGCUCAAUCCUUUCAUGAACUGGGUGUACAUGGUUUACGGCAUUUUCACGGCCGGGCAGAGAACUUGGGGAGGGCCAAGAGCAGACGCCGGAGCGGCCGACUCGAAAGUGACGCCGCAGGAAGCGAUCGAACAUGCCAUUGCCACAGGAGAUGAUCUGAAUGUGGUACCAGAGACGUUCAAACCCGCCAUGGUGGUCAGACGGCGACGGACGCGCCCUUCAGCGUUGCAGCCUUCGUCUUGUGUGGAGGGACGAUUCGUGCCAACUGAACACGAUUCAGGCUUCGUCGCUGAGAAGGGUCUAUUGUCACCGAGUCCAUCUGAUGUUAACAUGUUUGGUAAUCUACCCCGUCGGGAGCACGAUUCCCUCGACAUGAGUGAUUCGGAGAACAUAUCAGUCCACACUCCGCGCAGGGUAGGUAGCGUUUCCGGUGAGGAUACCCUAUUACACACUGGCAUGUUGGAAUCAGGUCUUGGCCAGCUGCCCAGGUCAGUCAGCCUAUCAGGUGCGCCCCGGUCGGCUCUGCGCGAGCAUCCUCCCGCCGCUCCAAGUGUCCCUGCCGUUCCAAAUUCAGCUCAGCGCAAGCAAGCUGCGACUAAUGGUUGCAUUCCGAGAGGCGCGAGCCUCUCCCCAGAGGCGGCCACCGAGUUUGAGCCGGCAAGACAAGUCAGGAAUAAUGCUCCACGAUACGAAUUGGGAAUUAGGACGAGCUCUCGAGACAAUCGCAGCCCGCUCGGCCGAGUCAGCCCUCUGACAGCAAGACCUGUUGAUGAGGAUAUGUUGAGGUUUCAAGAAGACCACGGUGCGACAGACUGUGACAAUGGAGACCUUGGAGAGUAUAGGGAGGAGAUGCCGUCCAGGCGAGGUCUGGGGCCUAGUGACAUGGUAUAG